AUGUUUGGUUACGACCCAGCAUCUUCGGGUAUAGACCUGAGCAACUUGUAUCAAUCUUGCAUGGAAGAAAACUUCAUGGGGAGUCAGUUCGACAUCCCUCCUAACCAUGACCUGCUAGAAAUGGUCCCUUUACCUGAGCUUCAAGUACCGCAGUAUCCCACCGGACACACUUCAGUUUAUGAACAAUCAUAUCACCCCUUAAAUCCUUCAUCACCCCUUGAUUUUGUAUCCCAGAGUUCUCCUUCCCUGGAUUCACCACAUUCUAGCGCAUCUUCUCCACAACAACAUACACCCACAAGUGUUCAAGCGACUCGCUCACAGCUGAUAAAGGAGGGUCUCAGAGUGACUAUCCAAACUAAAAGAAUGGCCCAAGGGAAAGGUCAGGUCCAGCCAGAAUACAGGGAUCCACCUCAAGAAAGAAUAACGCCAGAAGAUGAAGAAAGAAGGAGGCGACGACGGGAAAGAAACAAGGUCGCUGCCACGAAGUGUCGAUACAAAAAAAAAGAACGAACUCAGUGGUUGGCCAUUGAAUCGGACCAUCUAGAAACUGAUAACUCUGCUCUUAGAAGGGAAAUUCAGGAACUUGAAGAACAAAAGCGACAUCUAACGGAGAUUUUACACGGUCAUCAUUGCUCUGCUCCUCAGAGAUCAUACGUACAGUUGCAGGUUGGAUACCCUCAACAUCACCAAUAA
Molecule: messenger RNA, 693 nt
Organism: Limulus polyphemus (Atlantic horseshoe crab)
Lineage: Eukaryota; Metazoa; Arthropoda; Merostomata; Xiphosura; Limulidae
Product: activating transcription factor 3-like
Exons: 3
Coding region: 1-693 (230 amino acids)
Biological process (GO): regulation of transcription by RNA polymerase II
Cellular component (GO): nucleus
Molecular function (GO): RNA polymerase II cis-regulatory region sequence-specific DNA binding; DNA-binding transcription factor activity, RNA polymerase II-specific
Source: RefSeq, a predicted model, not a curated record